AUGGCACUCUUAGAAGACGUUGCAUUCAACUCCAACAUACCUGUACCUCUGGAUAUAACAGUAGCAGUGGUCUACUCCAUUUUUGGAGUAUGUUCACUGUUUGGAAACAGCACGCUGCUGUAUGUCUCCUACAAGAAAAAGCACCUCCUGAAACCUGCAGAGUACUUCAUCAUCAACCUUGCUGUUAGUGACCUGGGCCUGACUCUUUCCUUAUACCCAAUGGCGAUAACUUCAAGCUUCUACCACAGGUGGCUGUAUGGGAAAACAGUGUGCUCCGUGUAUGCUUUCUGCGGCAUGUUGUUUGGGAUCUGCAGUCUGACCACUCUCACCCUACUGAGCGUGGUGUGCUUUGUGAAAGUGUGUUAUCCUCUCUAUGGGAACAGGUUUAACUCGGUUCACGGCUGUCUGCUCAUUGCCUGUGCUUGGAUCUAUGCCUUGCUGUUCGCAUGCUCCCCGCUGGCCCACUGGGGGAAAUAUGGACCAGAGCCCUACGGUACGGCUUGUUGCAUUGACUGGCGCCUGUCCAAUCAGCAUACCACAGCGCGCUCAUUCACCGUGGCACUGUUCAUCUUCUGCUACAUCCUUCCAUGCUGUGUUAUCGUAGCUUCCUACACAGGUAUUCUGGUCACAGUGCACGCAUCCCGCAAGAAUAUGGAGCAGCAUGUUUCAAGGCAGACACACAUGAGCAGUAUCCAGACAGUUAUUGUGAAGCUAAGUGUCGCUGUCUGCAUCGGUUUCUUUGCGGCAUGGAGCCCAUAUGCCGUGGUGUCCAUGUGGGCAGCCUUUGGACGCAUUGAAAACAUCCCCCCUCUUGCAUUUGCCAUGCCAGCCAUGUUUGCAAAGUCCUCCACCAUCUACAACCCCAUCAUCUACCUGAUGCUGAGGCCCAACUUUAGAAGGAUAAUGCGCAGGGAUCUGGGCACCCUCUGCCACUGCUGUGUGAAGAGCUGCCUUUGCCCUGAGGGUCCAUGCAAGUGCUGCUCCAAGCUGGAGAUCAGGGUCAGGCUACGCAAAAUCCACAGACAAACCAAUAAAUUCCCCUCUUCUAACUCCUCUGCACAACCUCCUUCAGCAUGCCUAAAAGACCACAACUGUGAGAGGUGUAAGGAUGCUUUUGAAUGCUUCAGACACUACCCCCAGAUGUGUGGUGUUACCAACCCAGCAGUCAGUGAAGUCUUAUCUAAGGACCACAACAACCCAGUUCAGCAAACAAAUAAGCAAAAGACCAAAAAUGUGUGCCACAAAAAGUCUCUGCUGGCCAGCAUGUGUGCAAAAAGAACUACAGAAAUAGACAACUUACAUAUUAAUUUAGAGAUGGUUCCAGGGCAUGCUAAAGUGGCUUGGCCCUGAUAUUUCACUUUAUUUUUGUUUACAUAAUAUCUCUGGACAUAUGUUACGGGAAAAAAUAAAAUUUCAGAAAUAAUGAUCUUAUUCAGGAAUGAACUAUAUGCAAAAGAGUUUGGGCAGGUGCCAUGGAAACCUAUUUAUUUUUGUAUGACUCACUCUGCUUUCUUCUUACUCUGAGUUUUAUUUUAGCAGACAGAUAUUUAAGGGAUGUUUUGUAUGCACUAUUUUACACAAAUGCUUUGAUGUACAGUGGACAGCAAGUGCAGGGGUU
Messenger RNA from Cheilinus undulatus (humphead wrasse), 1618 nucleotides. RefSeq names its product opsin 7, group member a (gene opn7a). Gene Ontology annotation, cellular component: membrane. Lineage: Eukaryota; Metazoa; Chordata; Actinopteri; Labriformes; Labridae. The coding region runs from base 1 to 1350 and encodes 449 amino acids. The transcript is spliced from 5 exons. The record is from RefSeq and is a predicted model, not a curated record. Gene Ontology annotation, molecular function: G protein-coupled receptor activity. Gene Ontology annotation, biological process: visual perception; G protein-coupled receptor signaling pathway.